AUGUCUUCCUCUCCUGGCAUCAAGUCUCGGGAGCAUGUGGACAUGGUGUACAUCUCCAUUGAGACAGCUAUUGCCCUGGCCUCUGUGCUGGGGAAUGUGCUGGUAGUGGUGGUAGUGUGUGUGAACCGGGCUCUCCGCAAUACCACCUUCUGCUUCAUCGUGUCUCUGGCCGUGGCUGACAUCGCCGUGGGAGUCUUGGUCAUCCCUCUGGCUAUUAUCAUCAGUCUGGGAUUUAGCACUCAGUUCUACACCUGCCUCUUCCUCUCCUGCCUUCUGCUGAUCAUCACCCAGAGCUCCAUCCUUUCCCUGCUGGCUAUCGCCAUUGACCGAUAUCUCAGAGUCAAGAUUCCCACCAGGUACAGCAUCAUAGUGACCCAGGGGAGGGCAUAUGUGGCAGUUUGUCUCUGUUGGAUCCUCUCCUUCCUCACUGGAUUGGUUCCAAUGAUUGGCUGGAAUAACCGUGAUGCCCAAGCAAACCGCAGCAGUUCCAGCGAGAUUGUCUGCAAAUUCACCACUGUCAUAAGGAUGGACUACAUGGUGUACUUCAAUUUCUUUGGCUGGGUGGUGGUACCGCUGACCAUAAUGAUCGCUCUGUAUGCAGAGAUCUUUAGGGUGAUCCGGCGGCAGCUGAACCGACGCGCUGAGGCCACUUGUGAUGGGGACAGGUACUAUCGGAAGGAGCUGAAGCUGGCCAAAUCACUGGCCUUGGUGGUCUUCCUCUUUGCUGUGUGUUGGCUGCCGAUACACAUUAUAAACUGCAUCGACUUCUUCUGCUCAAAGUGCUACUUACCAAAGUUUGCCACAUAUAUAGGGAUUUUCAUGUCCCAUGUGAACUCAGCCCUCAACCCAUUGGUUUAUGCAUUCAGGAUAAAGCGGUUCCGUGUCACGCUGGUCCAGAUCACUCGCCGCUGCAUGUUAUGUAAAUCCACAGAGCCCACCCCAUGCCCCACCAGUACGCCAGCCAUAACGGAGAAAGUGGAUGCCAACUUGUAA
This is a messenger RNA of Seriola dumerili (greater amberjack), 993 nucleotides long. RefSeq names its product adenosine receptor A1-like. The transcript is spliced from 2 exons. Gene Ontology annotation, biological process: G protein-coupled adenosine receptor signaling pathway. The record is from RefSeq and is a predicted model, not a curated record. Gene Ontology annotation, molecular function: G protein-coupled adenosine receptor activity. Lineage: Eukaryota; Metazoa; Chordata; Actinopteri; Carangiformes; Carangidae. Gene Ontology annotation, cellular component: membrane; dendrite; synapse. Bases 1 to 993 code for a protein of 330 amino acids.